This is a messenger RNA of Sardina pilchardus (European sardine), 4182 nucleotides long. Its product is annotated as NACHT, LRR and PYD domains-containing protein 12-like. Gene Ontology annotation, molecular function: protein binding. The record is from RefSeq and is a predicted model, not a curated record. The transcript is spliced from 12 exons. Lineage: Eukaryota; Metazoa; Chordata; Actinopteri; Clupeiformes; Clupeidae. Gene Ontology annotation, biological process: intracellular signal transduction. Bases 13 to 3708 code for a protein of 1231 amino acids.
AUGCGGUGACCCAUGAAACAAGAGGUAAAGCUGCAUAUGUCUCAUGUCCAUUCCCAGAGAGACUCUCCCACUGCUGCUAGGAUGAGUGUCUCUCAGGAGAGAGAGGAGGCUGCAGGUCACAGUAAAACACCCAGACCAGAGUCUGCAGCACACAGCUGUGUGCAACAAAGCAGCAAAGCAACACACUCUGAUGGAGGUCCACAGACACACAGACCUCCAUCUCCAGUGCCCAGCUGUGUGUCCAUGAAGAGUGAUCGGUCCAUGGAUGCUAUGCCCUUCUUCAGCAGAGAACCAGUUCCAUCAGUUGUAGACCCACAGACACACAGAGCUCCAUCUCCAGUGCCCAGCUGUGUGUCCAUGAAGAGUGAUGUGUCUAUGGGUGAGCCUCCCCUCUUCAGCAGUGAACCAGUUCCAUCAGGUGUAGAGUUAAGGGCUGAUCUGACCCAGGCUCUAGGACCCAGCAGACACCUGCACACUGGACAUACAGCAGGCAGAGAGAGGGAACUAGAUGAGAACCUGAAGAGAAUUAUAAAGAAUCACAAAGCCAGUCUGAAGAGGAGGUUUGAGAACAUCUCUGAAGGCAUCAUCAAACCAGGAGCUGAGAUACUCCUCAAUAAGAUCUACACAGAGCUCUACAUAACAGGAGGAGAGAGUGAAGGGGUGAAUAAGGAACAUGAGGUUUGGCAGGUAGAGUCAGCGUCCAGAUCUCAAUCCACAGAAGACACACCAAUCAACUGCAAUGACAUCUUCAAGCCCUUACCUGGACAGAAGAAGCACAUCAGAACUGUCAUGACCAAAGGUGUUGCUGGAAUUGGAAAAACUGUCUCAGUUCAGAAGUUCAUUCUUGAUUGGACAGAUGGGGUAGCCAAUCAUGAUGUAGAUUUUAUGUUUCCCCUUUCUUUCCGUGAGCUUAAUUUAGUCAGAGGUGCUCAGUAUAGUCUUCACAGGCUCCUGCUUGACUUCCACCCUGAGCUGAAGGAGCUGAAUGAUGGUGAAGGAUACAAAGACUGUCAGGUUGUGUUCAUCUUUGAUGGUUUGGAUGAGAGUCGGUUGACUCUGGACCUGGAGCAGAACAGUGAGUUGUCUGAUUUGAAAGAAACAUCAUCAGUGGAUGUUCUGAUGACGAGCCUCAUUCAGGGAACUCUACUUCCCUCUGCACUCAUCUGGAUAACCUCAAGACCAGCUGCAGCCAGUCAGAUUUCUGAGCAGUUCAUUGACCAGGUAACAGAAGUACGAGGAUUCAAUGACCCUCAGAAGGAAGAAUACUUCAGGAAGAGAAUCAGAGAUGAGAGUCAGGCCAACAGAAUCAUCUCACACAUUCAGACAUCCAGGAGUCUCCAUAUUAUGUGCCACAUUCCAGUCUUUUGUUGGAUUGCAGCUACUGUACUCCAGCAGACGCUGGAAAAGAAAAACAUCAAAGACAUUCCCAAAACGCUGACUGAGAUGUUCAUACACUUCUUGCUCAUCCAAACCACAAGAAAGGAUCAGAAGUAUCAGAGUGGAUCUGAAAAAGAUACAAAGAAACUUCUGGAAUCUCAGAGGAUCAUUUUACUGAAGCUGGCAGAACUGGCUUUCAAGAAUCUAGAGAAUGGCAACCUCAUGUUUUAUGAGGAAGACCUGAGAGAGUGUGGCAUUGAUGUCAGUGAAGCCUCAGUGUACUGUGGCAUGUGCACUGAGAUCUUCAAGACAGAAACUGUGGAAUCUCAGAAGAAGAAGGUCUACUGCUUUGUGCAUCUGAGUGUCCAGGAGUUUCUGGCAGCUGUGUUUGUGUUUCACUCGUAUUUGGAGGGGAACCACACGGCAUUGGAAUCCCUCUUCAGUGAUGAGCAUAGAAAUGAACUCAAUCCAUCAAUGUUAUAUUCUUUUCAGUCAGUACUAAGAUUAAAACCUCAAGAUAACUUACAUGUUUUACUGAAGAGUGCGGUUGAUAAGGCUUUGGAGAGCCAGAAUGGACACCUGGAUCUGUUCCUUCGCUUCCUUAUGGGCAUUUCUCUGGAGAGAAAUCACAGACUUCUGCAGGGUCUACUGUGCAACACACACAAUAGUUCUCAUAGUAUUAAGGAAACAUGUCAGUAUAUGAAGAAGCUCAACAGAGAAGGUCUCUCUCCUGAACGAUGCAUCAAUCUUUUCCACUGCUUAUUUGAAAUGAAUGAUGAUUCCAUGCACAAAGAAAUUCAGACAUUCUUGUCAUCACCAAAGAACAUCAAACAGAAGUUAUCUCCUGCCCACUGUUCAGCACUGGCCCACAUGCUUCUGAUGUCUGAGGAUGUGCUGGAUGAGAUUGAGCUGAAGAAAUACAACACAUUAGAUGAGGGACGCAGGAGACUGCUCCCAGCUGUGAGGUGCUGCAGAAAGGCACGACUUGCUGAAUGCAAACUCUCAGGGAAGUCCUGUGGAAUUGUGGCUGCUGUUCUACAGUCACCAAACUCCCUGAUAGAGCUGGACCUGAGUCACAAUGACCUGGGAGAUUCUGGAGUUCAGCGUCUCUCUAAGGGACUGUCUAGUCCCCACUGCAAACUGCAGACCUUAAGGCUCAGUAAAUGUGGUAUCUCAGAUGAAGGUUAUGUUUGUCUGGCUCUGGCUCUGAUGUUAAACCCCACCUGUGUAAAAGUACUGGAUGUGAACAACAAUCAUCCUGGAGAAUCAGCACAGAAUCAGUUAUCUGCUACACUGGAGGAUCCUCACCGCAAAGUUGAAGCACUUCAACUUGCUGACUGUAAACUCACUGAUAAGUCCUGUGAGAUUGUUACUUCAGUUCUACAAUCACCAAACUCACUGCUACAGCUGGACCUGAAUUACAAUGAUCUGGGGGAUUCUGGAGUUCAGAUUCUCUCUAAAGGACUGUCCAGUUUGAACUGCAAGAUACACACAUUAAGGCUCUCUGAUUGUCUCAUCACAGAGAAGGGUUGUGGUUUUCUGGCCUCAGCUCUGACUUCAAACCCCUCCCAUCUAAAAGAGCUGGAUCUGAGCUACAAUCAUCAUGGAGAAUCAGGACUGAAGCUGUUAUCUGCUAGACUGGAGGAUCCUGCCUGUAAACUGGAGAUACUUAAAUUCCAGACUGUGGCACAACCAGAAAGAAAAACAGCAGUCUUGACAUCUGUGAAAUGGUACAUGUGUGUGACAUUUGGUUUUUCUUACAGAACUGACCAUGCUUUAGACCAUGCUUUAGACAGAGCACGACCACGUUUGCUGAGAUUUUCCUGUGAGUUCACACUGGACCAAAACACGGCACACAGAGAACUCCUUCUGUCUGAGGGGAACAGGAAGGUGACCUCUGUGAGUGAGAAGCAGCCGUAUCCUGACCACCCAGACAGAUUUAAUGACAAUGGCCAGGUGCUGAGCAGAGAGCCUCUGACUGGACGCUGCUACUGGGAGUGGGAGUGGAGUGAGACCAGUGUUGCUGUGGGAGUGGCCUAUAAAAGCAUCAGCAGGAGUGGAUGGAUCGGACGCUCUGCCAAGGCCUGGUGUCUGUUCUGUUCCAGUGAAGAAUACACAGCCUGGCACAAUGGAAGUUAUACUGCCCUACCCGUCCCUCGCGCAGGCUGCAGGAGAGUAGGAGUGUAUGUGGAGCGUGAGGUCGGCACUCUGUCCUUCUACAGGGUCUCCUCUGAUACUCUCACACACCUGCACACCUUCACCACCACAUUCACUAGUGAGCCCCUACAUGCAGCGCUUUGGGUUCAGAACUCCUCAGUGUCUCUGAUCUAGAUCACAUGACCUGCUGUGUCCUGCAGUGAACACACACACACACACACACACACACACACACACACACACACACAUAUCCACUUUGUCCAUUGUCCACUCCAACGUGCCAACCUGUGAGGCAGUCCUUAGAAAUUUAAUGUACAAAUUCAUGUGCCGCCUGGAUCUCUCACACAAUGGCAUUAUUGAAGCUCUAGUGAACCCAGCUAAGAGCUCCUUGAGGUACUCCUCUAAGCUUAGGAGGCAUUGGAGAGAAAGCCUAUAUGUUUGAUGGGUGGUUUUGUCUUGUUGUCCUGAUGGCUUGUUGUAUUGUUGUCUUGAUGGUUUUGUUUGUCUUGUUUUAUUGUUGUUGGUUUUUUUUUGUUUUUGUUUUUUGUCUCUUUGUCUUCUUGUUUUUAUUAUUUAUUCUGUCUGUUUUUUAUACUCUGCUAUGGACAUUGUACUAGUGUCUGUGAUAAAUAAAGAAUUGAAUAUCCA